CGUCCGGCCGGCGGGUGGGCCAAGCGGCGCCCAGGACUGCUGGGACCCUGGCUGGGGGUCGGAGGCCAGAAGCAACGAUUGCCAACCUACCUGUGGGCAGGAUGAAGCUGGGCCCGGGCGUCUGGGUGGUGGUGUGGCUGAGCCUGGGGGGUGGCUCGGCUCAGGGCGACCCCAGCCCCAAAGCUGAUGAGUCCUACUCGGACUGGGGCCUCCGGCACCUCCGCGGCAGCUUUGAGUCGGUCAACAGUUACUUCGAUUCCUUCCUGGAGCUGCUGGGGGGCAAGGACGGAGUCUGUCAGUACCGGUGCCGAUAUGGAAAAGCACCGAUGCCCAGACCUGGCUACAAACCUCAGGAGCCCAACGGCUGCAGCUCCUAUUUCCUGGGUCUCAAGGUUCCAGGAAGUAUGGACUUGGGUAUCCCAGCAAUGACCAAGUGCUGUAACCAGCUGGAUGUCUGCUAUGACACUUGUGGGGCCAACAAAUACCGCUGCGAUGCAAAAUUCCGAUGGUGUCUCCACUCCAUCUGCUCUGACCUGAAGCGGAGCCUCGGCUUCGUCUCCAACGUGGAAGCAGCCUGUGAUUCUCUGGCUGACACUGUGUUCAAUACUGUAUGGACCUUGGGCUGCCGGCCCUUCAUGAACAGUCAACGGGCAGCCUGCAUUUGUGCAGAAGAGGAAAAAGAAGAGUUAUGAGGCCCACGUGGCUCUUCCUGGCUUGAAUGAUCCACUGCUGUGGUCUCAGUGGCAUAGCACGGCAUAUGUGUGUCAUCCUUCCUUCCAACAGUUUGGACCCUACAAAGCAAGAGAAAGGAAACAAGUUCUAUCCUUGGAGAGAAGUUGAGCAAAGAUGGAAGGUUGUUCUUCAUUUCAACACUGGACUUCUGACCAAGACACUUUUGCCUGGCAAUCCUAUUUUCAGCUUAAAGACUAAUGACAGCAAACCCUAUGAUUCCAGGAAUGGGUUAUUAUACUCAUAAGCAAAAUUUGGGGGAGUCCAAUCGUUUGGAAGACAAUGACUUUCCUCUAGACCAUGUUUCAGUUGCCAGUAAUCACCUCACAUUUAAUAAAGCGUAC
Dipodomys spectabilis (banner-tailed kangaroo rat) is the source of this 1073-nucleotide messenger RNA. RefSeq names its product phospholipase A2 group XIIB (gene Pla2g12b). NCBI's taxonomy places the organism in Eukaryota, Metazoa, Chordata, Mammalia, Rodentia, Heteromyidae. The transcript has 4 exons. The record is from RefSeq and is a predicted model, not a curated record. Gene Ontology annotation, cellular component: extracellular region. Gene Ontology annotation, biological process: lipid catabolic process; arachidonate secretion; phospholipid metabolic process. Bases 102 to 692 code for a protein of 196 amino acids. Gene Ontology annotation, molecular function: calcium ion binding; A2-type glycerophospholipase activity.